AUGAGAAUCAGAAGAGCACAGAACAACAUAAAUGAAAUGGAAAAUGAAGAAGGAAAUUUAGUAACUGAUCAACAACAAAUUGCAGAUGCGUUAGUCAAACAUUUUCAGAAGAAAUUUGAAGAAACAACGGUAAAAUUUGAUGAAGAUCUGUUUGCAGCAAUACCAAAAAUUUUAAAUGAGGAAGACAAUUUAAUUCUUGAUGCUAUUCCCUCUUCAAUUGAGACCAAAAAAGCAAUCUUAGAGAUGAAUGAUAGUGCUCCAGGGCCUGAUAGUUUUCCAGGGAGUUUCUACAAAUUUGCUUGGGAAACAAUUGGGACAGAAUUGGUGGAAGCUAUCCUAUACUGCUGGAGGAAUAAUUUCAUCCCCAAAGGUUUCAACUCUAAAUUUUUGUUUCUACUUCCAAAAAUACAAGGAGCAAAAAAAGCAGAGCAUUUCAGACCUAUUGGACUUGCCAAUUUCAAUUUCAAAGUCAUAAAAAGAAUUAUUACAACAAGAGUUAGUACUAUGAUUGAUGAAAUGGUCUCAGUUCAACAAAGUGCUUUCAUCAAAGGGAGGAACAUACAAGAGAAGAUUGUUUUAGCUUCUGAACUUGUUGAUGAGUUGGAUAUCAAAAGGAGAGGAGGCAAUGUAGGUCUUAAAAUUGACAUCGCUCAAACUUUUGACUCCAUAAGUUGGAAUUUCUUGUUUGAAUUGGAAGAGGGCUCAGGUGACCCACUUUCACCUAUACUGUUUGUACUUGCUGAGGAAGUUUUAAGUAGAAACAUCUCAAAGUUGGUUCAAACAGGCAAGCUUCAAGCAAUGGUAAAUAGAGGUGGUUUCCAGCCAACCCAUCUAAUGUUUGCAGAUGACAUAUUCAUAUUUUGUAAUGGGCACAAGAAGAAUUUACAAAAUUUGAUGGACUGGGUAAAUAUCAAAAAGCAUCAGGAUAAAUAUUUAGGAGUCAUCCUUAAUCCUGGUAGAGUUAAAACAUAUCAAGUAUGGGGUAUGGUGAAAAUGAUGCAAAAAAUGCUAGCGGGAUGGAUGGGGAAAUUGUUAGCCUUCUCUGUCAGAUUGACAUUGGUUAAAUUUGUGCAAAGUAGCAUGCCCAUAUACAGUAUGUCAGUUUACAAAUGGCCCAAAUCUGUGAUACUAAUUGUUGAAAGAAUCAUCAGAAAUUUUUUGUGGUCUGGUGAUCCUGAUGUAGAGAAGUUAGUAACUGUUAAAUGGGGUCAAUUAAAUGCACCUAUAGAAGAGGGGGAGAUUGGGUUUAAGAAGACUAGAAAUGAUGAACAAAGCAAUGCUAAUGAACCUUCUAUGGAAAAUUGA
This is a messenger RNA of Papaver somniferum (opium poppy), 1305 nucleotides long. RefSeq lists its product as uncharacterized. The record is from RefSeq and is a predicted model, not a curated record. The coding region runs from base 1 to 1305 and encodes 434 amino acids. NCBI's taxonomy places the organism in Eukaryota, Viridiplantae, Streptophyta, Magnoliopsida, Ranunculales, Papaveraceae. The transcript is spliced from 3 exons.